Messenger RNA from Alexandromys fortis (reed vole), 8256 nucleotides. RefSeq names its product zinc finger protein 827 (gene Znf827). Gene Ontology annotation, cellular component: nucleus. Bases 553 to 4587 code for a protein of 1344 amino acids. The record is from RefSeq and is a predicted model, not a curated record. The transcript is spliced from 14 exons. Lineage: Eukaryota; Metazoa; Chordata; Mammalia; Rodentia; Cricetidae. Gene Ontology annotation, biological process: positive regulation of transcription by RNA polymerase II.
CUCAGUCUGUGCCUCUGUAUGUGUGUGUGUGAGUGUGUGUGUGUGUGACAGGGAGAGAGAGAGAGAGCGCGCGAGAGGAGAGCGAGAGAGCGAGCUGCGAGCUGUGCUGCCGCCGCCGCUGCCCUUUGAUCCCGACAUUAGUGUUAGGGGCUCGGAGACACAGCGCGCGGCCAUAGACACCGCCGCACCGGCGCUCAUUUAUUUAUACCUCCCAUCACACGCGAGCACAGGACACACACACACUCACACCUAUUAGAUCCGUUUCCAUUGAAGAAUAUUACGCUCGGGGACAAGCCAGGUGCACGACCAAAAAAUUAAAAAAAAAAAAAGAAAAAGAAAAAAAGAAAGAAAGAAAGGAAAGAAAAGAAGAAAACCCCUCUUCUGGCUCCAGGAAACAAGCUUCAACCCAUUGCACACACCGGAGAGAAGGGGUUUCCCCCUGCCCGCCCCCCAACUACCUCCCCGCUCCUGCCAGUGUCUGCCUGUCUGCCCCCACGGGGGUUUAUUUGAUCUCACAUUAACCGAGGAGGAGAAUGUGAGAAAAGGGGGAAAAUGCCCAGGAGGAAGCAGGAGCAGCCCAAGCGCCUUCCCUCACAUGUUAGUAGGCAGGACGAGGCGGAGGGCGAGUUCAGCGAAGGAGAACACUGGUAUGGGAACUCCUCUGAGACUCCAUCAGAAGCAUCCUAUGGGGAAGUCCAGGAGAACUAUGCGCUAUCCCUGGAGGACCGGAUCCAAGAGCAGUCCACAUCCCCCGACACCUCCCUGGGCAGUGCCACCCCCAGCAGCCACACGCUGGAACUGGUAGCUCUUGACGGUGAGGUCCUUCGAGACUCACUGCAGUGUCAAGACCACCUUUCGCCUGGAGUGUCUUCUGUGUGUGACGAUGACCCACCUAGCUCGAAUAAACCUCUGAGCAGCAACUUGAGGCGGCUGCUGGAGGCCGGCUCCCUUAAACUUGAUGCCACAGCCAAUGGCAGGGUAGAGUCCCCCGUGAAUGUUGGCUCCAGUCUGUCAUUUUCCCCGCCUUCCCACCAUGCCCAGCAACUCAGUGUCCUGGCCAGGAAGCUGGCCGAGAAGCAGGAUCAGAGUGACCAAUAUACCCCCAGUAACCGUUUCAUAUGGAACCAAGGUAAGUGGUUGCCGAACUCAACCACCACCUGCGGCCUGUCCCCAGAUUCGGCCAUCCUCAAACUGAAAGCGGCAGCCAAUGCUGUUCUGCAGGACAAGUCCCUGUCCCGGACAGAGGAGAGCCUGAGGUUUGAGUCCUUUUCCUCCCCCUUCAGCUCCCAGUCUGCUAGCUCCACCUUGGCAGCUUUGUCUAAGAAAGUGAGCGAGAGAAGUCUGACCCCUGGUCAGGAGCACCCACCUCCAGCCAGCUCUUUCCUGUCACUGGCCUCCAUGACGUCCUCUGCGGCCCUUCUGAAAGAGGUGGCCGCCAGGGCCGCGGGGAGCCUCCUGGCUGAGAAGUCGUCCUUGUUGCCCGAUGACCCUCUACCACUGCCGCCUUCUGAGAAGAAGCCAGAAAAAGUCACCCCGCCACCACCACCUCCUCCGCCCGCGCAGCCUCAAUCCUUGGAAUUAUUGUUACUUCCGGUUUCCAAGGGAAGAGUCUCCAAGCCCUCCAAUUCAGUCCCAGAAGAAGAGAGCGGGAAGCCUUUCCAGUGUCCAAUAUGCGGCUUGGUUAUAAAAAGGAAGAGUUACUGGAAGCGGCAUAUGGUGAUACACACAGGUUUAAAGAGCCAUCAGUGUCCGCUCUGUCCAUUCCGCUGUGCUCGCAAGGACAAUCUCAAAUCCCACAUGAAGGUUCAUCAGCACCAGGACCGGGGAGAGACCUUUCAGUGCCAGCUGUGCCCUUUCACCUCCUCACGCCACUUCAGCCUGAAACUGCACAUGCGUUGCCAUCAGCACUUCCUGAGGACAGAGGCCAAGGUGAAGGAGGAGAUCCCAGACCCAGAUGUCAAGGGAUCUCCCCACCUCAGUGACAGUGGCUGCCUGGGGCAGCAGAGGGAAGGAGGAGGGACAGAGCUAGUGGGGACCGUGAUGACGUCUAAUACUCCAGAGAGGACUGGCCAGGGUGGGGCUGGCAUGGCACCUUUGCUGGUGAAGGAGGAACCCAAGGAAGAUAACGGCCUGCCCGCCUCCUUUACCCUGAAUGCUGCCGACAGGCCCGCCAACCACACAAAGCUGAAAGACCCCUCCGAGUUUGUGUCCAACAGUGCAGCAGCAUUGUUCAGCCAGGACAUCUCGGUUAAGAUGGCCUCCGAUUUUCUCAUGAAGCUGUCAGCUGCAAACCAGAAGGAGCCUAUGAAUCUUAACUUUAAAGUGAAGGAGGAACCCAAGGAAGAGGAGGCCCUAAGCACGCCCUUGCCCCGGUCCAGCUACGUGUUCAGCCCAGAACCGGAAGUGGCCACCCCUAACCUCUCCGAGGACCCACUGACCCCCCAGGAAAGCAAGGGGAGCGUGCCAAGGCGUGACCUGUCUGCCAAAGCUGCCUCAGAACUUCUCAUGAAGCUCUCAGCGGAAAGCUACAAGGAGACACAGGCAGUGAAAGUUAAAGAGGAACCCAUGGAGGUGGACAUCCAGGACUCCCCAGUCCCCAUAUCUCCCAGCCGGACCCUUGGCUACAGCACUUUAAUGGGGCGAGAGAAAACUGAACCCUUACAGAAGCUUCCAGAAGGUAGAGUUCCCCCGGAGAGGAAUCUCUUCAGCCAGGACAUCUCCGUGAAGAUGGCUUCUGAGCUUCUUUUUCAGCUCUCAGAAAAAGUGAGCAAAGAACACAAUCACACAAAGGAAAACACCAUUCGGACGACCACCAGCCCUUUCUUUUCAGAAGACACAUUUAGACAAUCACCAUUCACCUCCAAUUCAAAAGAUCUGAUGCCUGGAGAAGCUGCGCCACAUGGAAGAAUACCAGCUCCAGAGACAGAGAAGCUAGUCCUCGAGGCAGGAAAUGGAUUACCGUCCUGGAAGUUCAAUGACCAGCUCUUUCCCUGCGAUGUGUGUGGGAAAGUGUUUGGCCGACAGCAGACAUUGUCGCGACACCUCUCUCUGCACACAGAGGAAAGAAAAUACAAAUGCCAUUUGUGCCCCUACGCCGCCAAGUGCCGUGCAAAUCUGAACCAGCACUUGACCGUGCACUCUGUGAAGCUGGUGAGUACCGACGCCGAGGACAUCGUCAGUGCCGUCACUUCUGAAGGCAGUGAUGGGAAGAAACACCCGUAUUACUACAGUUGCCACGUGUGUGGAUUUGAGACUGAGCUCAAUGUCCAGUUUGUCAGCCACAUGUCGCUCCACGUGGACAAGGAGCAGUGGAUGUUUUCCAUUUGCUGCACAGCCUGUGACUUUGUCACCAUGGAGGAAGCAGAGAUAAAGAACCACAUUGGCACCAAGCACACAGGGGAUGACAGGAAGACCCCCAGUGAAUCAAACAGCCCCUCCUCAUCCUCGCUGUCAACUUUGAGUGAUUCCGCCAAUGGCAAAGAUGACUCAGACAGCUCCCAGAGAAACAAGGGUGGGGACAACUUGCUGGUCAUCUCUGUGGUACCCGGGAGCCAGCCCUCACUGAACAGCGAGGAGAAGCCAGAGAAAGGGUUCGAAUGCGUUUUUUGCAACUUUGUCUGCAAAACGAAGAAUAUGUUUGAGCGCCACCUGCAAAUCCACCUCAUCACCCGGAUGUUUGAGUGUGACGUGUGCCACAAGUUCAUGAAGACCCCUGAACAGCUGCUGGAGCACAAGAAAUGCCACACUGUCCCCACCGGUGGGCUCAAGUGCCCAUUCUGCAUUUACUCCACCAACCGCCCUGCUGCCAUGGAGUGCCACCUCAAGACCCACUACAAGAUGGAGUACAAGUGCCGGAUCUGCCAGACGGUGAAGGCCAACCAGCUGGAGCUGGAGACGCACACCCGCGAGCAUCGCCUGGGCAACCACUAUAAGUGUGACCAGUGCGGCUACCUGUCUAAGACGGCCAACAAGCUCAUCGAGCAUGUGCGCGUGCACACCGGGGAGCGGCCCUUCCACUGUGACCAGUGCAGCUACAGCUGCAAGCGCAAGGACAAUCUCAACCUGCACAAGAAGCUGAAGCAUGCCCCCCGCCAGACCUUCAGCUGCGGAGAGUGCCUGUUCAAGACCACACACCCUUUCGUCUUCAGCCGUCACGUGAAGAAGCACCAGAGUGGAGACGGCCCCGAGGAGGACAAGAAAGGCCUGAGUCCAGCCUCCAGAGAGCCACCCGGCCCUGGAGCCCCACUCCUGGUUGUGGGGGGUGGCCGGAGUCUCUUGUCCCCACUGUCAGUCAUGUCUGCCUCGCAGGCUCUGCAGACCGUGGCCUUGUCAGCAGCCCACAGCAGCAGCUCGGAGCCCAACCUGGCGCUCAAGGCCUUGGCCUUCAACGGCUCCCCACUGCGUCUUGACAAAUACCGGAACUCGGAUUUUGCCCAUCUCAUUCCCUUAACAAUGUUGUACCCCAAGAACCACCUGGAUCUCACAUUCCACCCUCCCCGACCUCAGACUGCGCCUCCCAGCAUCCCCUCACCCAAACACUCCUUCCUUGCCUAUCUUGGACUAAGAGAAAGAGCAGAGACUGUCUGAGGACAGCCACGUUCUGUACCAAAAACCAAGAGACAGAGACAGGAAAAGACAAAAACCCACAAAACUUAAACACAACCCCAGCAGGUGUAUGUUGCUGCAAAACCUACAGGCCCCAGGGGUCUGGACCAUGUGUACUGUAUAUCUUUAGUAAGGAGUAGAAAAUUGGCUCUGUAUGUAUACCAAUUGCAUUGACCGGAAAGCUGCUUUAGCCAAUCUUCAGAGAGGUGUUGCUGCCUGCUCCUCCCUUCAGAGGCAUGCCUCCCCAGCCACCCUCCCAGUCUCAGCCUCCUGAGUACUUCUCUCUCAAAGGAAUUUUGUCAUGUUAAACCCUAAAGAGAAUGUCCUUAAUAGCAGUCAGCACUUGGAAGCUUCUCUACUGGUACAUUGGGUUUUCUCUUGGGUGACUGGGCUAUUGUGGACAUUUGUGGAUUGGAAAAGAGAAAAUGUGUGGUGUGUGUGUGGUGUGUAUGUAUGUGAUGUGAUGUGUAUGUAUGUGUGUGUGGUAUGUAUGUAUGUGAUAUGUGUAUAAUGUGUGUGUGGUGUGUGUGUGUAUGUGAUAUGUGUAUAAUGUGUGUGUGGUGUGUGUAUGUGAUGUGUGUAUAAUUGUGUGUGUGGUGUGUAUGUGAUGUGUGUAUAAUGUGUCUGUGGUGUGUAUGUGUGUGAUGUGUGUGUAAUGUGUGUGUGGUGUGUAUGUGUGUGAUGUGUAUGUAAUGUGUGUGGUGUGUAUGUAUGUGAUGUGUAUAAUGUGUGUAUGGCGUGUAUGUGUGUGAUGUGUGUAUAAUGUGUGUGUGGUGUAUGUAUGUGAUGUGUGUAUAAUGUGUGUGUGGCAUGUAUGUGUGUGAUGUGUGUAUAAUAUGUGUGUGUGGUGUGUAUGUAUGUGAUGUGUGUAUAAUGUGUGUGUGGUGUGUGUGUGUGUGAUGUGUGUGUAAUGUGUGUGUGUGUGGUUUGUGCCAUGCCAUUUCUAUUGCACAUCCUUUUUGUACUGGCCUUUCUGAUAGUGGUGAACAUUCUUUCUCUCCCUUCUGGAUUGUUCAUCUACUACAGUCUCCACCUCCUUCACGGCCUUUCUCUCCCUAUUGUAUGGCUAUAGAGUGGUAGGGCCUGGUGCUUAGUGGAUCAAGACCUGCAGGGUGUCAGGGUGUUUCCAGUGGAGUGCUCAGCCUGGCGUUCACAUCUGCACUUGGGGAGCUGCAAAGAAUCAGGUGACCGCUCUGUUAAGAAAUGUCUCACCAUCUCCCAGCUCCACAGUUGGCAGCUGACAUCACAAACUUGUAUGUUCUGUGUGUGUGCCCAGAUGGAGGCAAGGUGUUCUGUGAAUGCACAGACACUCACACACACACACACACAUACACACACACGCACACACGAGUGCAUUCUUUCUUAAGGGCAGAAUAUAUAUGUGUGUGUGAUAUUGAUUCAGUUGUUUGCAGGAAAAAAACUUGUAUGAGUGGAAAUUGUUAUGGUUGAUAAAUCCAGCCAAGGAGAUUAAGGGUUUGGAUCGAUUCUGGGUGGAAAUGCCCAGACUAAAAACAAACGCAGCUUUGCACAGCGCGUUGGUCUUGCACUAGUUUUGUUUUUCAUUGGGGGAAAGGAAUAAGUAAAAGAAAAGGAAGGAAUUGUACCUUUUUUAUGGAAUGAGUAGACUGUGUGUCUGAAAUUUUAGCCACGACCUCUUUGACGUAUAAGGAAGGACCCAACAAAAAGGUGCUGUUAGUCCUAUGCCUCAGCUGAUGCCCCGGAGUCCCCACUGCUCUCAGAGCCUCUGGUCUAGUGUACCCUCCAUGGAUUAGUGACCCCAUAUUCCGUUUUGUUAACGCCUAGUAGAUGUAGCCUGCUAGGAGGCUGACUUUAUACUUAUUUAAAGCUCUUAUUUUUAUGGUCAUUAAAAUGGCAACUUAUUGCAGCACUUUAUUGCAGCGAGAAGCAGGUGUGGGUCGGUCGCAUAGCCCUCUGCUCGUCUUAACAAGUGAUGGAUGGUUUCGAAAGGAAAAGAAAGUCUCUGGCUGAAUACGUUCACAGCUUGUGCUUGUACAACAGCAGAUUUCCAGUGUGCGGCAGGCUGAAAGAGCGGGAAGAAAUGCGCUCUGUCUGAAAAUGAGACAUUAGAAUAUGAAAGUUUCUAUAGUAUUUAUCAGUGGAAGAGCUGGUGCCCAUGAGGAAGGCUUUCUAACCAUUGCUGUUUGCCCUCAUGGUAGUGUCCUCGAGCUGGGCUCAUACCCACCUUUCUCUUUCAGUACUUUAACCAGGGGGAAAUAAAAGCAUCCCCGACUUUCUUCCUCUAGUCAGGAUUGCUUCGCUGAAAUUAGUGCAGUUGGAUGGAAAGCCAGAAGACUGUACAUCUUCACCCCACAGGCUCCCCAUCCCCCUCAGCCUCUCUCUCGAAAACCUAGCAGCUCUCUACUUCCCUCCCCACACCUGCCACCCAUCCAUGGGUGAGGAGCCUAAUUAAGGCCCUGGCAAACAAGUUUACACUACGGAGAUGUCCACAAGGCAGGGAGACCACCCAGCUAGCACAGGAAGGCCCCAAAGCCUCGGCCGUUCUCCUGCAGAGACCUUCACUCUUGGCCUUGUGUAAAAUGUUGCUCAACUCGCCAUGUCAAUAUCUCAGUCAAAGACACUCUCUACUUUCUGGACAAUAUGCCCCCAAGGUCACUCUGGGUUUAUGGGUGGGUUCGUUGUUUUUUUAUUUGCUUUUGUUUUUGUUUUAAAGUUGUGUUCUUAUCCCCAUUUAAUGGAGAAUAUGCCACUUGGCUAAUAAUGUGUUUUCAAACCUGCAGGUUCAGUGACAAGAGUAGUGGUGCCACAGUGGUCCCCCAGAGGUGGGCAGAAAGGUGACUCCCACUGAAGCACCCACAGGUUAAGAACCUGGGUGGGUGACCCUGACAACGAGGACCCUGGUUUUACAGCAAGCCACUUGUGCAAUAAGAGGUCUUCGGGUGGGAACUUGAGAGAGGGAAGGGGGAGGUGGAUGGAGACGUUUACUGCUCAAAUGCCAUGCAUUUCACUGCUUGCCACUGAGCCUGUGUUUGAAUGACUUAGUAAUGCUUAAUGUAAUUGGGCAACUUUUUUAGCACUUUGGAAAGAGUCAUCAACCUUUCUGGUAAAUUAUAAAAAGUUUUCUGAGUGAGAAAACGUGUGUUUGCAGUUUGUUUGACUUUUUAUAUUAUUGUUGUUGUUAUUAAUAAAGAAGAAAAUCUACAGCAUUUUUCAGAAUCCACCUAGAUAAAAUGUGCCCCUGAAUCUGGUUUGCAGUUUGAUACUCGGGGAAGGAUUACCCCAUGAUCCUUCCAGGAAGAACACUAACAUCUUUGAGACACUCGUCUAGCAGCUAACUUUCUUCUCUUUUCACCUUGCGUUCUCCUAUGAAGCUGGCUUGGUUUUCCACGUAGUAAUGCAGUUAGGGCCCUCGGCACUUUCUUUCUCCUUGCCUUUCUUCUCCUCUCCUCUCUCUCUUUUUAACUCUUCAUAUUAUGUUCAGAUGGUCAUACUGUCAAGGUUUGUGUACAUUACUGAAAAUUUGUAUUGUAUAAAGCUUUUGCAUUACGAGGCUGUACAGGGUCAUUUUGACAGUAACUGGGAUUUUCCUUUGCAUCUUACGUUGCAUUGCCGAUUUCUAGUGUAUCGAGUUUGGAAGUAUAAUAUACUCUAAUUAAAAAAGGGUUGGCUAUA